CGCCGCAUUGUUAACAACUUUAACCAAAACAGCCACCGCUCACGGAAAAUCCAACAUCCAAAUUAAAGAGAACCUAUAGAUCCAGGGGAACUCGGAGAUUCUAAAUAUCCGAGCUACUAAUCCAUCAGCCUAAAACUUAAAUCCACAAACGCGUUCAGUAUUACAAAACAAACACAAAAAACCAUAGGUGUGAGUGCUCAAGAGUUAAACAAUUGCAACAAGUUGUUGUUCUUUAUUGAUUCGUUCUAUGCGGAAACGGAAGCCGGUCGACAACGCUGCGUAUGUGUAAUAAUUUUCAACGGUUGACAACACGGCGUAUGUGUUUUUAGUUCACUUUCUUGAGAGAACUACUGAUAUUUUUUGGCUCAGGCAACGCUGCGUAUGUGUAAUAACUAAACUUAUACCAAUUUCGAAUAGCUUUUGAGCGAAGACUCCUAUAGAUAUUUUUGGAAAGAACAUUUUGCUAACACUUAAAAAAAAAUCCAUAAACACGUGCUGAAGAACAAUAAUAAUUAUUUUUCGGGUUGCCUGUGCGCGUGUGUGUUUCUGUGUGUAAAGUGUAAGCAACGUCCUUGUGCCUCCUACUACUUCUAAACAUACAUACAUGAAUGUAUAUAUAGAACCAAGCUAUAUACUAUAGCGUGCGUAAGUCGUUACGUCGCUUACAUCGUCACUUGGCCACUGCGCAAACGCCGGAAAAGAGCGAACAAAAAGCUGGCAAGUUCAAGUCUAAGGACACACAACAACAGCUGUGGCAAGGACAGGAAAAUGAAGCCCGACUAUAACUAUUGCAACAAGAGUUUCUGCGAAAAAGGAGUGGGCCAUCAAAUUGAGGGAUAAAUUGCCAAACGGAAACUGAACCGCCGUGCUGGAUCACCAGCGCCGCUCAGGGCGCCAAACAGGUGCCUAAAUAGAAACUAUACAAUAUCUGUGUUGUCCUGUGUCCUGUUUAUGUGUUUUCGUGUCUCAUCAUCAUCAUUUUUUGGUUCUUUAACGAAGAAUCGUGUUGUCUAUGAUGCGCGAUCGCCUUGCCUCGCUGAUUGUGGUGAAGCAAGAGGGCGGCAGCAAUACGAAUAUCAGUCAUCACAUUGGCCACCACCAUCAGCCGGCCAUUAAGUGCGAGGCUUCACUGUACGAGAGCGGCAGCCACAGCCUUCUGUUCCAGGAGAUCAACAAUAAUUCCUGCUACAGACAGAACCUAAACACUCCGGCACAACAGCAACAGCAACAACAACAACAUACACACCAACAGCAACAGCAACAUAUACACCAGCAACACCUAUUGCCGCCGCCUUUGCCGCCUUUGAUUUAUCCCUGCCGCAAUCUCUUUCCCGACGGUUGCGAUAUCAAUCACCUGGCCUGCUGCAGUUCCUCCAACAGCACCUCAAACUCCACCAACUCCACCAACUCCACCACCUCCAAUUCACCCAACAAUAGCCACUUUUUUGCCAAUGGAAACACGUGUGCAGCAGCAAUAACAGCAGCAGCAGCAGCAGCAGCAGCAUCAGCCACAUCACCCACUGAGUCGAGGAAAAUAAAACCACUCGUUGCGGGGAAAUUGAAAAGUGAGAAAACUGACAGCAACUGCGACAGCCCAGCAGCAGCAACAGAAGCUGCUAGCACCUCGGCAACAUCUGCGACAGCAACGACCAUUGCUGUUACAGCAGCAGCAACACCAGCAGGAACAGGAGGAGCUGCAACAGCAACAGCAACAGCAACAGCAACAUCAACGGCAGCGGCGACAGCAGCAAUCCACACAACUAAAAUCAGCCAACUGAGGCUUAAUAACCAAGCGACAACAAGCAUGUUACUUUUGCAACCCAAUAGCUCCUUUAGUUCAUUGUCGCCCUUCGAUAAUUUCUCCACGCAAACCGCUUCGACGACCACUACAACGUCGCCAUCGGCAGCUGGUCACCACCAACACCACCACCACCACCACCACCACCACCUCCUCCAUCAGCAACAUCAGAACCAGCAGGAGCUACAACAACAGCAACAGCAGCAGCAACAUCUGCAGCAACAGCAACACCAGGAACUUGUUAGCCCGCAGCAACACCUGCUAAAGUCAGAAUCACUGCUCUCCCAUGAGGAGGAUCAGUUGAUUAGCAAUCUGACCGACGCGUCUGUGGUUUCCCACAGCGAACUCUUCUCGGAUCUCUUCUUCCCCUCGGACUCGAACAACUCCCUGCUCUCCCCCACCACCAGUGGCUAUCCGGACAAUCCCGCCGAGGACCUGACCAGCUCCAUUGAGAAUCUCACCAAGUUGACUUGCCUGCGCGACAAGCGAUUGUCCUCGAUUCCCGAGCAGCAGUUGAGUUCCGAGCAGGAGCAGCAACUCUGCCUGCUUAGUCUGCGUUCCAGCAGCGAUCCGGCCAUUGCAUUGCAUGCCCAGCAGCAACAGCAACAGCAGCAACAACAGCAGCAGCAGCAACAGCAGCAGCAGCAGCAGCAACCACAGCAACAGCAGCAACUCCAGCUGAUCUCGCCCAUUGGUGGGCCAUUAUCGUGCGGCAGCAGUUUGCCAAGCUUUCAGGAGACCUACUCCCUGAAGUACAACAGCAGCAGUGGAAGCAGCCCCCAGCAGGCCUCCUCCUCCUCCACCGCCGCCCCCACGCCCACUGACCAGGUGCUGACCCUCAAGAUGGACGAGGACUGCUUUCCGCCGCUUUCCGGCGGCUGGAGCGCCAGUCCGCCCGCCCCCUCGCAACUGCAACAGUUGCACACCCUCCAAUCCCAGUCCCAAAUGUCGCAUCCCAACAGCAGCUGCAGCAACAACAACGGCAGCGGCAACAGCAGCAGCAACAACAACAACAGUGGUGGCUACAACUAUCAUGGGCACUUCAAUGCCAUCAAUGCCAGCGCCAAUCUCUCGCCCAGCUCCUCGGCCAGUUCCCUUUACGAAUAUAAUGGAGUCUCCGCCACGGACAACUUCUACGGACAGCAGCAACAGCAGCAGCAGAGCUACCAGCAACAUAACUACACCUCGCACAAUGGCGAGCGUUACUCGCUGCCGACGUUUCCCACGAUUUCCGAGUUGGCGGCGGCCACGGCGGCCGUGGAAGCGGCGGCGGCGGCCACCAUCUCCUCGCCUUCGGUGGGCGGUCCUCCGCCCGUCCGCCGGGCAUCGCUGCCUGUUCAGCGGACCGUCUCGCCCGCCGGCUCCUCGGCGCAGAGCCCCAAGCUGGCCAAGAUCACCCUCGGCCAGCGGCACACCCAUGCCCAUCCGCUCCAGCUCAGCUCGGCUCCCAAUUCGGCGGCCAGUUCGCCGGCGAGUGUGGACCUCCAGGCGGGCCGACUGCUCCAGGCUCCGUCGCAGUUGUGCGCCGUUUGUGGAGACACCGCCGCGUGCCAGCACUAUGGAGUCCGGACCUGCGAGGGCUGCAAGGGAUUCUUCAAGCGGACCGUCCAGAAGGGAUCCAAGUACGUCUGCCUGGCGGACAAGAACUGUCCGGUGGACAAGAGGCGUCGCAAUCGCUGUCAGUUCUGUCGAUUCCAAAAGUGUCUGGUCGUGGGCAUGGUCAAGGAAGUGGUGCGCACGGAUUCGCUGAAGGGACGAAGGGGUCGACUGCCCUCAAAGCCGAAAUCCCCCCAAGAAUCGCCGCCAUCGCCGCCCAUCUCAUUGAUAACCGCUCUGGUGCGCAGUCAUGUGGACACCACUCCGGAUCCCUCGUGUCUGGAUUACAGCCACUACGAGGAGCUGUCGAUGAGCGAGGCGGACAAGGUGCAGCAGUUCUACCAUCUGCUGACCAGUUCCGUGGAUGUGAUCAAGCAGUUCGCCGAAAAGAUUCCCGGCUACUUUGAUCUCCUGCAGGAGGAUCAGGAGCUGCUCUUCCAAAGCGCCUCGCUGGAACUGUUCGUUUUGAGGCUGGCCUAUCGGGCCAGGAGCGAUGACACCAAGCUGAUCUUCUGCAACGGCACUGUUCUACAUCGCACCCAGUGCCUGCGAUCCUUCGGCGAGUGGCUCAACGACAUCAUGGAGUUCAGCCGCAGCCUGCACAACCUGGAGAUCGACAUCUCCGCCUUCGCCUGCCUCUGCGCCCUCACUCUGAUCACAGAACGCCAUGGCCUGCGGGAGCCGAAAAAAGUAGAGCAGCUGCAGAUGAAGAUCAUUGGCAGUCUGCGGGACCAUGUCACCUACAAUGCGGAGGCCCAGAAGAAGCAGCACUACUUCAGCCGGUUGCUGGGCAAGUUGCCCGAACUGCGAUCCCUCAGCGUCCAGGGAUUGCAGAGGAUCUUCUAUCUGAAACUGGAGGACCUGGUGCCGGCGCCAGCUCUCAUCGAGAACAUGUUCGUCACCACAUUGCCCUUCUAGAGGCGAUCGAUCAAGCGUAUCAUCACAACAACAUUGCUUCCUUAAACUAGCCCUAAGCCAUGCCCCCCUCCCCCCUACUAAGAUAUAGGAAAUGACCCAACUAGCUUUAGUAGAGAGCCCUGAAAUAAAUAAAUCUCACAAAAAGAAAACCGAAAUAAAAUGCAGACCCAGGCCAUAUAUAUAGCGUAGUAGAGGUAGUUAGUUUGCUGGACAGCCCGGCCCUUCGAUAAUUACGGACAUGAAUAUUUGAGAAAGGGGUUUUCCAGUGUAGAAAAGCAGCUCCUGCGUGACUCGUCAGCACUGGAAAUUACAACUUGUUGACGUUAAUUGUUAAAUUGUUUAAUUUCAACUGUCAAAUUCAAUGGGUAGGCACGCAAUGGAAACACUUUCUAACCCCGGACUUAAGCUUGCUCAAUAUUCUGCAUUAACGGACGGACAGACGGAACGCUCUCUUGCCUUUUUGCUAACUUCUAGUCAAUUGUUUUAGGCAAAACAAAAAAAAAUAUAAAUGUGUGCAGCAUAGUGUUAUAUAAUUUAUAGCCUAGACUAGUGGUUCUCUUCAAGAAUAACCCAAAACAAGUUCCACAAAUUGGAACCUGAAAGUUAAUUACAUACUAUUUCCUUUACAAUAUUUUUUAAAAAUUUCAUAUCUAUUACCAAUUUGUGGAAAUCUACUAUCAUAUCAUAUAGCAAAGCCAUGCUUGCCCUUAGCUAAAAUAUAUAGACCCGCAUAAAUUUGAUAGCCCAACCAAGUAUUUACGUUAAAUCCUAGACUAAGGCUCCUUAUAGUUGUAGACUAAGACUAUUCAGUUCGAUUAAUCAACGCACCAACCAAGUGCACAAUGAGAGUUUAAGUACCUUUUUGUGAUGAUUGUGUCUGACACAGAGAGAGUUGCACACAAACACACAAGCUAGACGUUAAGCUAAAAUACUAGUAUAUAUAUGAUAUAUUCUGUAGAGUAAGCCCAAGUAUUUGGUAAUCCAAAACCCUUGUAUAUCCGUAGUUUGUACGUUCCAAACGAGAGAAAAACUUUAUAUUAUCUUAAACCACUCCAAAUAAGUUCUUAAAGAAACGCUAAUGGAUCGUGGGAUCCUUCUCUCUAUAUGUGUGUGUUAUUUCGAUUGAAAACCCCUCUAUGUGAUUUUGUGAUAGAUUGGCAUUGAACUCUAUAUAUAUAUAUAUAUAUAUAUAUAUAUAAAUAUAUAUACACGCAUAAUAUAUAUUUUAUGUCUAACUUUUGUAUGGUUUAUUUUAUACGUACCACCUUUCUUUGAAAACAAAAAGUAAGAAAUAAAAAGAUUGUUAGAUAGCAAAUAUUUCAAAUGUAUGUUAUGAGGAAUUUUCAAAGUACAGCCUUUAGCAACUUUCCAAUUAACGUUUGUAUUAACGAAAGACAUUUUCUAUGUGUGAAAUUCAAGACUUCUAUAACUAAAUGUUAACUAAAAAGCAAAAACACAAAAACCAAUGUGAAUAACAUAUCUCUUCAAGCUUUCGAGUGCACGGAACAUGUAGAUCCGAAACCCAAGUGUUACUAAAUCUAUUUAAUAUAUUGGCAAACCUGGGGCGACGAGGUGUUUAAUAAAUUCGCAGCAACUAUACAAAUUAGAUAGAUCAUUAUUAAAUUAUUGUACAUGUAGCACAUCAAAUGUUGAAAUACUAGAUUUUGUACCAUCUUUAAGAAAAACUUAGGCCAAGCAAAACUAAGUGUAAACCAUGAUCUGCAUGCGGCUAAGCUGGAACUAAAAAAACAUAAUUGGGUUGACUUUAAAUAUAUGGGGCAUUUUGGAUUUUUUUUAAGGUAUCAAUACAUUAAUAUUUUACCUUAUCAAAUAUAUGGAAUACACUUAAAACUUAACAAAAAAAUUAAAUAAAUUGAAUUAAACAAAAUUCUGUAACUAAAUGCUAGGAAAGAGAAUUUCAAAGUGACCCAAUUCAUUUGAUUUCACCCACCUCAAACAAACAACCUAAAAGGGAGUUGAGGAGUUAGAGCAAUAUUUCAUAAGGAAAAUGCACCCUAAAAUAACUAAAAAUAUAGCUUAACUAAACCCGAACUUGUAACGGUUAGGAGCGAUAAUAAAACAGGAUUAAACAGGAACAGUAAGGUGACCAAAACAGUUUGAAACGAGACGUUAGAUAGGUUCGGGUUCGAAACCCUCAAAGCGAUGCCAUUUUUUAGCCGUUACAGCAAUGAGUACAUUGGAUAUCAAUCAUGCACAUGAAUAUAAAAUAUUAUAACGAUAUAUCUAGCUAUAGGAACCUACUUUGUACCUACACAACAUGGAAACAUCAAACCUACAUGCAUAUUUACACAUAUAUUUUGAAUAGAGCGACAACUUUUACAAGUUAAUUCUGGCGCAAAUGCUAUUGUUAUAGAUAUAGCUGGAUAUGGCCAUAUACCGGAGCGAGCAUAUACAUAUAUAUUUUGGUUUAUUGUUCUUUUGUAAUUUUAUAAAUGCAUACAUAUAUACUACGUGAAUGUCAAGUGUGGAUUCAUAUUUUUGAGAUACAGUUACAAAAGGAAACAAAAAACCGUAAAAUGUGAAAUUUUUCGAUGAAACGAUUUUAAAUGAGAACCUUUUAAUAUUGCUAUUAAAAUGAUAUAUACACAUAAAUAUAUAUUUUACUAAGUAACGGAUAGGAUUAAACUAGAAACAGCGCUUACAGCUUUAUACAAAACAAAAAAAAAAUAAAAGAAAUUGGCACAAAUUAAAUAUAUAUAGCAUAACUAGACGUUUUUCGAAAGAUAAUGUUAUUCGUAAUAGAGCGCUAUAUCUCCAAUUCACACAACCACACAACAGAUAAUAUAAGCUAUAUAUCCAUCCCAAAUAGCGCCUACUACUAGCGAUGAGCAGAA
This is a messenger RNA of Drosophila gunungcola (fruit fly), 7167 nucleotides long. RefSeq names its product probable nuclear hormone receptor HR38 (gene Hr38). Gene Ontology annotation, cellular component: transcription regulator complex; nucleus. The coding region runs from base 1013 to 4312 and encodes 1099 amino acids. The record is from RefSeq and is a predicted model, not a curated record. Gene Ontology annotation, molecular function: zinc ion binding; nuclear glucocorticoid receptor binding; DNA-binding transcription factor activity, RNA polymerase II-specific. The transcript is spliced from 5 exons. Gene Ontology annotation, biological process: cellular response to corticotropin-releasing hormone stimulus; regulation of transcription by RNA polymerase II. Lineage: Eukaryota; Metazoa; Arthropoda; Insecta; Diptera; Drosophilidae.